AUAUGUGUUACUUAUUCGCUAGAAAAAUACUCGCGUUCAUAUCCUACGAGCUCGUCGUCGAACUCUCAGAACCCUGCAAUAGAUGCAGAAUGGCAACAUUUCGUUCACCCCGUUAUUAACCUCUAUCUGGACGCGAAGAAAUCUUCCGCAGGAGAUCUUGUCUCUGCCCGCUUUCGAGUUGUGUGGAAUUUCGACAGCAACGCUAAUAGCUUGGGCGUCGAUCAGAGAGAGAUUAUCCUCGAGGAUCUUGAUUUACUCUCCUUCUCAUCGAUCUCAAACUCGAGGACAAAUUCUGGGCAACCCGACCACGGCCUUCCUCUCAGAGCUGUUUAUCGGGAUGCUGUUGUUGGAAUUCGAUAUUUGCACUCAAGAACAGCAGACUCGACCUCCCAGCCAGUAUAUCGCCGCAUUCAGAUCACAUUUACCACUGCAACGAGCACGGCUCGGUUUAUUGAUGCUGUACGACCUGUUUGUCCUUGUAGAUUGAAUCUACAGCCGCAGCCUCCGGUCCCUCGCAUCCCUACUGUAGCUACGACAGGCCUUCUUGACGACAUUUCCCGCCGAGGUACUCUACUCCCGUCUGUUUCACAAGCUCGGCCACCAAUGGGCGAAACUCCCCUCAGACCAGUGUCGACUGCACUCCUUUCAGGAAAUCCAUCAUCCGAAUCCAAUGUACCGACAUUCGCACCAUCGACGCUGAUUAGUACCUUCGUUACACCUCCAGAAACACCUCGGAUGACCAUCCCAAAGUCUAGCCAAUGUCAAGCACCGCCUGGCUCCAUCAGCUCUACCAAAGGCUCUUUGCCUGAUUCUUCUCAGCCAUCCUCGUCUACUCGUAGUACUAGUUCAAACACGAUGCCAUCACCUCCACUGCCUUCGAGCGUCACACGAUCUCUUCAAUCGGAAAGCCAACCAUUGGAAGGUCGCAAUCCAACUCGGACCCAGCUUGUUGCAUCACUGCACGACACUCCGGCCCUUCACAAGCUAUCCCAUGCAGAGCUAGAAUCCAUCGUAGCACAAGUCAUCAGAGAGGAAGGUUUUGUCCAACUGCUUGCUUCCUUGGACACCAUGUGGAGAGUGAAGGGUUUACUUGGUCAAUAA
Molecule: messenger RNA, 1101 nt
Organism: Suillus plorans
Lineage: Eukaryota; Fungi; Basidiomycota; Agaricomycetes; Boletales; Suillaceae
Exons: 5
Biological process (GO): reciprocal meiotic recombination
Source: RefSeq, a predicted model, not a curated record